AUGGCGACGCUGAGCAUUGUCGCCGGUGUCCAGGAGUACAUCCAGGCCAUGGUGGACAGGAUCUCUGGCAUGAAAGUGCUCCUUCUGGACGAAGAAACAAUAGGCAUCAUCAGCAUGGUCUUCUCGCAGUCGGACAUCCUGCAGCAUGAGGUUGACGAUCAUAAGAACACAUUGGUUUGUUCGCCCGUGUGCCGUGCGGCCUGGUACAAGGACGUCCGGUCAGCCUGCACAGAUAUCGGCUGUGACAGCUUCCUACUGUGGCACGCAGCAUUCCUCCUGGAUGCCACAGAAUCACUGCGCGAAGUGAAUGAGGCAAUCUCAGCCUUGACUGCUGUCGGCAGCGAAGGCUCGGAUGGUGUGAGGCCGGCGCUGGUCUCAAUUCAGCCACCACCAGGAACUGCUCGCACCCCAUCUGACAUCUGCUGCGUCGUGGAUGUGUCGGGCUCCAUGAGCAACGAUGCACUGCUACAGAGCGAAGACGGGACGAUGUCAGCGAGCCACGGCCUGUCCGUCCUUGACAUUGUCAAGCACGCCUUGCGAACCAUCAUCGCCAUCUUGGGUGAGAACGACCGCUUAGCACUCGUGUCUUACUCCAAUGCGGCAAAGACCAUCUUCCCGCUGACGGAGAUGAAUGAACAUGGCAGGAAGUUCUCAGAGGGCAAGCUGGAGGAGCUCAUUGCCGAAGGCAUGACGAACCUCUGGGAUGGGCUUCAAACCGGCUUGAAUCUUUUGAAGGAGGGUGCGCAAGCUAACCGGCUGCAGCACGUAAUGCUCUUCACCGAUGGGCUGCCCAACAUCAAUCCUCCCAGAGGCAUCUUGCCAAUGCUGAAGCGCCUCAAGGACAAGAGUGAAGGGGGCAGACUGCCCUGCACCAUUAGCACUUUCGGCUUUGGCUACGAGCUAGAUAGCGCCUUGCUGAGUCAGCUGGCGACUGAUGGUUUCGGCACCUAUGCCUUCAUCCCAGAUGCGGGUUUCGUGGGCACCGUCUUCGUGAAUGCCAUGUCCAACUUGCUGGUGACCAUGGCAAGAGACGUGGUGGUGACCCUGAAGCCUGUCGAAGGAGCUGCCUUUGCCGAGCCGAAGAGCUUGCUGGGCAGCCAUGCAGCCGCUCAGGGGGAGGCUCUGAGAGUUCAUCUUGGCACGCUGCAGUUUGGUCAGGCUAAAGACCUCGUUGUGCUCAUGCGAGGCUCAGGCGAACGGCUGGUCGAAGCAACCGUGGAGUACACGACCAGGGCUGGACCAGGACCACCUCUGGCAGCUGCAGGCGGCGCCGAUCCCGCUCUGGUUGAGCUGCACCGGCUUCGGUUGAAGGGCGUGGACUGCAUCCAGCAGGCCAUGGCUUCAUUGAAGCUCACAGCCAUGGACCGAGCGAACGGCAAAGCUUUGCCCCUGGAGGAGGCUUCCAGGAUCAUUCAGGCCAUGAUUUCGGAGAUCUCAUCCUCCUCAGCCGGCGAUGCUGAAGCAGCGAAGGGCCUCCGGGAGGACUUCGAGGGUCAGGUGUCUGAAGCGAUCUCCCGAGAAGACUGGUACCAGAAGUGGGGCAUUCACUACCUGCCGUCUCUGAUGUCUGCACAUUUGGCCCAGCAGUGCAACAACUUUAAGGACGCCGGGGUUCAGAGCUACGGCGGCGAGCUAUUUCAGAACAUUCGGGAUGCAGCUGACGACGUCUUCCUGUCGCUCCCACCGCCGCAGCCGACGGCUAGGCCACAGGCAGCACAAGCCGCCCCAACAGCCAGCCGAGUGCGAAGUCCUUACGGCCACGUGCUGUAUGCCAUUUCUGGACACCUGUUGCCUGUGGGCGGUGGUACACACUGCGUGAUGUCUAAGGACAUGAUCCAAGCUUGUAAACGACAGUGA
Messenger RNA from Symbiodinium natans, 1857 nucleotides. NCBI's taxonomy places the organism in Eukaryota, Dinophyceae, Suessiales, Symbiodiniaceae. The record is from the annotation of a GenBank genome assembly.